Molecule: messenger RNA, 4696 nt
Organism: Hippocampus zosterae (dwarf seahorse)
Lineage: Eukaryota; Metazoa; Chordata; Actinopteri; Syngnathiformes; Syngnathidae
Gene: brpf3b
Product: bromodomain and PHD finger containing, 3b
Exons: 13
Coding region: 397-4134 (1245 amino acids)
Biological process (GO): regulation of transcription by RNA polymerase II
Cellular component (GO): MOZ/MORF histone acetyltransferase complex
Molecular function (GO): protein binding
Source: RefSeq, a predicted model, not a curated record
UCCGGAUGUGUGUGAUCAUACCAAUGGAGUUAGCGAGGUUUGCAAGGCUAGCCGAAGGAGGCUAACCCACAAAAUUAGGUCGACAUUAUAUAGUCUCUUAGAGUAAAAUUGCAGAUGUGACUCGUAUGUUGGUUGGAUGUAUGGGCGUUAUUCCCCAACUCCCGAAUCGCCGUUUUGCUUAAGGGCGGACCCGUUAAUAAAUAACGACACAUACCGGGUGUGGCAACAGACUGUAGCUGGCUAAGCGUAAGUUAGCGUUUAGCUACGGGGGUCCAGUAAAGUAACACCACAGGCUAAGUGGCAACCAUUUGUGUAGAAACGCCUCAGACCGCCGGCUGUGGAGCUACUCGUGUCACCCAAUUGCCAUAAUAGGAGGGAACGUGUGAUCGGUGGCCCAUGAGGAAGCCACGCCGAAAAGGCCUGGUGGGCCCAGGAUGUGGCAAAGAUGACAGGAAGUCUAAGGGGGCACCAGUCGGUAGCUGUGGCGUUGUUGCGCGCCAGCGAUCCCCAUCCCCGUACAUUCUCAAAGCAUCGCCAAGCAGAGAAAUGCUGAGCUAUGCUCAGGCUCAGAAGAUUGUGGAAGUGGAGCUGGAUGGCCGGCUUCACCGCAUCUCCAUUUUGGAGCCUUUGGUCGUCAUCACUGAGGACGAAAUGAUGGCGCAGGACAUCAGCGAGUGUAACAGCAACAAAGAGAACAGCGAGCAGCCAUCGCCUCCCAUCAGUGCCACGCAAAUUGUCUGCAAGCCCAACAUGCCCCGUGGCCGCCGGAAAGACUACAAAUGUCCGUCUUUCAAGUCUCCACCACCUUCGAAAAACCACUACGCCCGCGCUCAACCGCAAACGCCUGAAAAGUUAAAUGCAACGCACAAUCACCUUAUACCCCUUCCUGAGCCUUCGUUUCGCCUUGUAGACACUUUCACCCAUGUGGAGGCACCUCCUCUGCCCGCGGCAUACUACCGCUACAUCGAACGUUUGACCGAGGACCAGGAAGCGCUGGCCGAAUACGACAUGGACGAGGAAGACUCGGCCUGGUUGGAGAUGGUCAAUGCCAGGCGGACAGCGGAGGGUUACGCCGCGCUAUCGGCAGACACUUUUGAGCUGUUGGUGGACCGCCUCGAGGACGAGGCGUACCGGGAGGCGCGCAUUCGGGUGCCCUGUCAAAACGCCAUCGAUGACGACGCCUUCUGUUGCGUCUGCUUGGACGACGAGUGUCUCAACAGCAACGUCAUCCUUUUCUGUGACGCGUGCAACUUGGCCGUGCACCAGGAAUGCUACGGUGUUCCCUACAUCCCCGAAGGACAGUGGCUCUGCCGCUGCUGCCUUCAGUCCCCGCAGAAACCCGUCGACUGCGUACUGUGCCCCAACAGAGGCGGCGCCUUUAAGCAAACCAGCGACGGCCGCUGGGCGCAUGUAGUCUGCGCUAUCUGGAUCCCUGAAGUCUGUUUUGCCAAUACAGUUUUUUUGGAACCAGUGGAAGGUGUCAACAACAUUCCCCCAGCACGCUGGAAACUGACAUGCUACCUUUGUAAGCAGAAAGGUCACGGGGCAUCCAUCCAGUGCCACAAAGCCAACUGUUACACUGCCUUUCACGUCACUUGCGCGCAACGCGCAGGCCUGUUCAUGAAAAUCGACCCAGUACGAGAGACAAACGUCAACGGGACCACGUUUUCUGUGAAGAAAACGGCCUUCUGUGAGAUUCAUUCACCAGCGGGCCAGGAUGGUACCUCUGAUGAGGAGAGUGAAGGGCGCGUGGUGGGCAGCCGAGGGAGGGCCAGUCGAGGGCGAAGUGCAUACACCGAUGGUCCCGUGACACUUAAAAAAGGCAAAAAGUCUGAGAGCGAUUGCAAGAUGGAUAAAAAGAAAGGGAAGAGGGACGCAGGCUCCGCAACACUGAACAAUGCUUCAAUGCCUCAAGUCAUUGUGCCUGAAAUACCCGCAAGCAGGUUGAAUGACAUCUGCAAAGGUAUUCUCUUUCAAAGGAAGAGUCAAUUCAUGCAGAGGCUGCAUAACUACUGGUUAUUGAAGCGUCAGUCCCGAAACGGUGUGCCACUGGUCCGUCGUUUGCACUCUAAUGUCCAAUCCCAACGGAACACCGAACAGCCUGAGGUGGUUGAUGAACAAGUAUCCGCAGCCAGAGAAGCUCUGAGAUAUUGGCAGAAACUUCGACAUGACCUUGAAAAGGCCAGGCUGCUGGUGGAGCUCAUCCGUAAAAGGGAGAAACUCAAGCGAGAACAGAUCAAAGUCCAUCAGGCAGCUCUGGAGCUGCAGUUGACCCCGAUGUUGUUAUUACUCCGUUCAACUCUGGACCACCUGCAGGAGAAGGACACAGCUGAGAUCUUUGCGGAACCAGUCAACCUCAAGGAGGUACCAGACUACAUGGAGUUCAUAAGUCAUCCAAUGGACUUUUCAACAAUGCGCUCCAAGCUAGAAAAUCAUGUCUACCGUUCUGUGGCUGACCUGGAAGUUGACUUCAACUUGAUGGUGUCCAACUGCCUACUGUACAACAGCAAGGAGACCAUCUUCCACCGCACCGCACUGCGUCUUCAGGAACUUGGGGGAGCCGUGUUGCGUCAUGCCCAACGACAGGCCACCAACAUGGGCCUGGAGCUGGAGACUGGCAUGCACCUCCCCGAGUCACAGCAGAAGCGAGAAUUUUACAGCUGUACAUGGGAGGACGUGGACUGUGUGCUGAACCCAGACAACCGUCUCCAUAUGAGUGUGGAGGAGCAGCUGAAGGAGCUGCUGGACAAGCUGGACUUUGUCAGCUCCAUGCGAUGCAGCAGCGCUCGCACGCGACGCAUGCGCCUGCUCCGCCGCGAGAUCAACAACAUUCGCUUCCGGCAGGGUCCGCACCGCCACAGCCUUCACAACGGCCGUCUAAAAGAAGACAGCGAUGAGGAAGAGGAGGAGGAAGACGACAAGGCCAACGACAUCAAGGCAGAAAAUGGCCUUUCCGCAUCCGACAAAGAAGACCUCAAAUCCACCUCGCCCCCAACACUGGAACCCACCGGGCCGGCCCCUCCUCCACGUCUUGGCGACGCGCCCCUGGAGCCUCCCACACUGCGACCGAUCACGAAGGAGGCCCCUUUCUCCAGAUGGCCAUGCAAACGCCGAAAGCUCAUCGGCAGCCUUGCAAACAGCGACGCAGGAUGCAACGGUUGCACGAAUGUCCGGGAGACAUCGCCACUGCAGAGUUUGCACAGCGAGGGGCAGGUGGUGCCCAACGGCCUCCCUGACCUCGCCAUCCCCACACGACCGCUCGCCGGGGGCGUUGGACGACGGACCGCCGUGUUGUUCAAAAAGGCCAAAAAUGGUGCAAAGGUUUGCCGAGACAAUGCGUUGCCUAACGGGGAGGGGUCGCAGGAUGACCGUGCAAGCGCGUCACCCUCUGCACCCAACACCCCUUCCACUACGCCUUCUUCCACGCCUAACAAAACCCCUCAGAAAGCCAUCGGCCCCCCCUGCCUGAAUGACCCAUGGAGUCAAGACAUGAGCUCAGAUGGAGAACUCGACAAAAUGUUAAAAGGUGGACUGACCAACGGCUUCGACAAGCACAAAGACGCCGAAUCCGAUUCUGAAUACAGCCCCUGUCCGGUCCUCCGUAAAGAAAUCACCUCGCCACUGAAACGAAGCCUGGGGAAACCCGCCCUUUCCAAAGCGCCCUUCCUGGAACUGGUCAAUGGAGACGCUGAUUACACUGGUAUUGGUAGCCAACCAUCUGAGGAUGAGACCGAGCUCGAGCCUCUAGACCUGGUUUGGGCCAAGUGUCGAGGAUAUCCCUCCUAUCCCGCCCUGAUCAUCGACCCAGAGAUGCCGGAAGAGGGCCUUCUGCUCAAUGGCGUGCCCAUUCCAGUCCCACCCAAAGAUGUCCUCCGAUUGGGGGAGCAGAGGCAGGAGGAGAGCAACCAGAGGCUCUACCUGGUGCUCUUCUUUGACAACAAGCGAACAUGGCAGUGGCUCACACGUGACAAGGUGAGCCCCCUGGGGGUGGACAACACUACUGACAAGCUGCGCAUCAUGGAAGGCCGCAAGCCCAGCCUCCGCAAGUCAGUGCAGGUGGCGUACGACCGUGCCAUGAUCCACCAGAGUAGAGUGAGCCACAGCCAAGGUUUUGUCACCUCCAACUUCCUGUAGAGCUCGUUUGCCACUGCCAAAAUGAAGUUUGGGCACGCCCGCCCCCGUCCGCCCUCCUCAUUAGGUGGUUCGCUGCGCCCUACUGAGUCACGUGUCUGCUUAUUUUGUACGUCAUGCGAUUUAGUAGUGAUUUUUUUUUUUUUUUUUGUGCGAUGAACAUUGAACAAUAUUUAUACCAAGUGCAGAGGACCUAUGAAUGGAUCCCUGCCAUCUUUUAUAAAAAUAGCUUUUUACACUUUUAAUCUUUUAUGAAAUCCACUUGUACAGAUCAAAUGUACACUUAGUGUGCAUUAUGUUUAUAAGAUGAAGUCUUGGUCACUUUGUGUUGCUCUUUUCAAUCAAGCCACAAGGAUUUGUGGAGGGGUUCAUUCCUGACUUGCUGCAUUGUGUGAGAGUGCGUGUGUGUGUCAAUGUACACAAUGAAUGAGCCAUUGUUCAUAAUAAUGAAUUCUCUUCUUUUGAUACAAGAGAGAGAUUAUUUAUGGAAGACAAAACUAUAGAAAUAAAAAUAUAUUGGUAAAAGCAAAAAUUAUAUUUAAAAAACUAAUUGUAAAGGUUUUUU